AUGAAAAGGAAAGGUCAAGAUGAAGAUCCUGAAAAGUUGGUGUACAACACUGCGAUGUCCUUGUCACCUUCCACAAACUUCAUUUGCAGAGAUUGGGUGAGGAGCAGUGGGGUUCAUGCUUUUUGUGAUAAGGAGCGUCUGCUAGCUCUUAUACCUCGGGAGACUAACCACCAGCUAGAGAGCUUGUCUAUAUUUCAAGACCCUUGGCAUAUUCAGUCCAUGUGCUUACCCUCAGAUCUGGUCGACUCCGAAAUAUCUGUGCUGUUUGAUGUUGAUACAGGACAGAUCGCAGAGCAAUCACCUCCGUUGAUCCUUCAAUGUUUCCCUCAUAUGCCAGCCUCAUAUACCCGACGCACUUUCUACCAAACCAUUGAUCAUAGUGUUCAGAUCGUCAGAUUCGUGCUUUGGGAAAACUUGAUGCGGGAUAAUGAGGGGACUUUUGAAUUGCCCGAUACUUCACGAUAUGAAGUAAUUGACAGGCAUGGCAGUGGCCAUCAUGAUGUGUUCAUCUCCAUCCUCAAUACUCAGACCUCUCAAUGUGAGAAUUAUCUGUUUCUUGGAGGGGACGCUCACGUUGUAGUCCAAUAUGCACAUGGAUUAUUCAUCGUUCAUGAGAAUUCAGGCACCAUACAUAAAGUUGAACUGGCAGGCACUCAGGCUGGGUGCAAGGAAUGGAUAGUGCUGGAUGGCUGGACAGAUAGUGCCCAUGCCAACAAUGCCUAUAUGUUCACUGUCACGGGAGAUGGAUCUAGGUUACUAGGAUUGACCACCGACUGGAAUAAAAGAGGCGGGUUCUCACUACGAGAGUGGGAAACAUCAACCGGAUUCCAGUCAGACUCUACCAUCUUCAUUGAGGGCAUCCGAAUUUCGCCCGACGGUUCGAAGGUCGCCGUCGCCGAUCGAUGGUGUCUUUUCGGGCCGGCAUUCAUAAUACCAGCACCAUCCAGAAGAGGUAUCAGGGUCCCCAUAAAGGUCGGAGAUGUGAAAUGCUUGACGUGGUUUCCUGAUAGCGAUCAAAUUGUCUACCUUCGAAGGUGGCACUGUGGGCAUCAACAUUGUCACAAAUGUUAUGAUCUUGUUGUUCAGCGCCUUAUGAGCGGACAGAGUACUAUGAUUAACCGUUGGUAUGAGGGUUCAGUACACAAUAUUUUGGUCACUGCGGACGGGUCCAAGGUGAUUACUCAGGACAACGAGUCAUUCAGAACAUGGGACAUUUCGGAUUUGUAG
Desarmillaria tabescens is the source of this 1227-nucleotide messenger RNA. RefSeq lists its product as uncharacterized. The record is from RefSeq and is a predicted model, not a curated record. Lineage: Eukaryota; Fungi; Basidiomycota; Agaricomycetes; Agaricales; Physalacriaceae. The transcript is spliced from 2 exons. Bases 1 to 1227 code for a protein of 408 amino acids.